AUGUCUGGUCCGCUCUCUCGAGACACGACACGCCUACCAACCAAGGCUCCCACCAGCCUCAAGAAGAAGGUCAAGCAGGAAAAGAACCAGCGCCGCUUGGCCGUCGGUGGUGAUGCUGAGGCCAAACCAUCGCCCUUGUCCGAAUCGUCCAUGGGUAGUCCGUCAACGCCUGCCCAUGAAAACGUCAAGAGCGCACCAGGCUCUCAUCAUCUUUCAACCCGUCCACUUCUAUACGACGACACGCACAACAACACACCAUCAACCGUCACGAUGGCCGCUGACAGCCAGCCCGAGAAGAAGCACCCAUGUGCCUCUGGAAGUUCCUCUGAAUCCAAGCCCAAGAUGAGCUAUGAAGAGACCUACAAGCACGAAGCCGAGACUGCUCGCCACGCGGCCGACGACCUGGCCGUCAAGGACGUCGAGACCUCUCAGAUGAGAGUCGAGAUUGCUAAGCCUCCCUUCUGGAUGAAGACCGAUGGUCUUGAGGCCAAGAAGGGUACCGUCAACACCCAUCCUUUGCUGAAGGAGAACAAGAAGUGUAAGCUCAACCCGAGAGUCUUGUGA
Molecule: messenger RNA, 564 nt
Organism: Aureobasidium namibiae CBS 147.97
Lineage: Eukaryota; Fungi; Ascomycota; Dothideomycetes; Dothideales; Saccotheciaceae
Exons: 2
Coding region: 1-564 (187 amino acids)
Source: RefSeq, a predicted model, not a curated record